Messenger RNA from Nerophis lumbriciformis (worm pipefish), 585 nucleotides. The record is from RefSeq and is a predicted model, not a curated record. Lineage: Eukaryota; Metazoa; Chordata; Actinopteri; Syngnathiformes; Syngnathidae.
AUGCCCGUUGCCAGGAGUUGGGUUUGUCGCAAGACUUAUGUCACCCCUCGCCGUCCCUUCGAGAAGUCUCGUCUCGACCAGGAGUUGAAACUCAUUGGCGAGUAUGGACUGAGGAACAAGCGUGAGGUGUGGAGGGUCAAGUUCACCCUGGCCAAGAUUCGUAAAGCUGCCAGAGAGCUGCUCACUUUAGACGAGAAGGAACCGAGACGUCUCUUUGAAGGAAAUGCCUUGCUCAGGCGUCUGGUGCGUAUCGGCGUGUUGGACGAGGCUAAAAUGAAGCUGGAUUACAUCCUGGGGUUGAAGGUUGAGGACUUCUUGGAGAGGAGGCUGCAGACUCAGGUCUUCAAGCUGGGCCUUGCCAAGAGCAUCCACCACGCCCGCGUGCUCAUCCGUCAGAGGCACAUUCGCGUACGCAAGCAGGUGGUGAACAUCCCCUCCUUCGUGGUCCGCCUGGACAGCCAGAAGCACAUAGACUUCUCCCUCAGGUCCCCGUACGGCGGCGGACGCCCGGGCCGUGUCAAGAGAAAGAACUCCAAGAAGGGCCAGGCUGGAGCUGGUGGAGGCGAUGACGAAGAGGAAGAUUAA